CUUGAAUCUAUAUAUAUUUUCAAGAUUUGAACACUGAUACGCGACUAUCAACAAUUACCAAGAAGGGGCUAUCUAGGGUUAUUGUUUUCAACCAAGGUUAAUGUACCCUCCUUUAGUUGUGAGCGAUGGAGUCAUUCUCUAACGUACCUACCAGCAUUACCCCUUUUCGCCAGCCACCAUGAAACUCUUCUUUAUAGGAGUGACUUUGAUGUUCCCAAGUAUAAUAUUGGCGGAUUGGCAAUUCAAGUCUCGUUCAGACCUUGCACCGCCAAAUUUAAACAUCACCAUCCCGGCGACAAAGGAUGUUGAAAAGGGGUACCUGUUUGUUGCCCCUUUUGCAGGUUUCCCUGACACUCCUACGGAACAACACGGCCCUAGACAAGCCGGCCCAUAUAUCUUUCGCGAUAACGGCGACUUAGUUUGGUCUGGUUAUGGUAUCUAUAGCAUCUGGUCGACUAACUUUCAAGCGGGUCGCUGGAGGGGCAAAGAUAUCCUCUUCAGUUUUGAAGGCGACCACAACCCAGGCUAUGGCCAUGGGCACGGUCACAUCACCAUAAUGGACAAUCAUUACGAGACAAUCCGAGAACUUCGAGCCGGCAACCACAAGCUUGUGGACAAGCACGAAUUCCACAUCAUCAAUGAAGAAACAGGGCUCAUUCAAAUUUACCAGCCAGUUGCUCGUGACUUGACGGCUUGGGGUGGGAGUUCCGAGCAACAGUGGGUUGUUAAUUCUAUAAUUCAAGAACUUGAUAUUGCUACCGGUAAACUGCUAUUUGAGUGGGCAAGUCUAGAUUACGUUUCUCCUGACGAGGCCAUUCUACCUAUCAACCCCGGCCAAGCUGGCUCUGGUUUCAAUAGUUCCGAUGCCUGGGACUAUUUCCAUAUUAACAGUGUCGACAAGGAUGCGGACGGCAACUAUCUCAUAUCUGCGCGAGAUGCAUGCAGUAUCCAUAAGAUCAACGGUACUGAUGGGAGCAUCAUCUGGAAACUAGAUGGUAAAGACAGCUCUUUCAAAAUGCCCCAGGAAGCCAAAUUCUGUUUUCAGCACCAUGCUAGGUUUAUCAGCCAAGAAGAUGAUAUCGAAAUCAUUAGUCUUUACGACAAUAGCGCGCACGGAACCGAGCAUGGAGGUGGGUCUGAAGUUCACACCGCGCCCACCAGUAGCGGGAAGAUAAUUAAGGUGAACACGACGUCAUGGGAGGCCGAAUUGGUUCAAGCUUUCUUCCCGCCGGAUGAUCUUCUAUCCAAAUCGCAGGGUUCUACUCAGACGCUCCCUAAUGGAAAUGCUUUGGUGAAUUGGGGCUCAUCUGGAGCAGUAACAGAAUAUCUACCCGACGGGACGCCGAUUUUCCAUGCUUACAUGGACUCAGAUUACCUUGGCCUGGGAGUCGAAAACUACCGUGCCUUUCGCUACAAUUGGACUGGUCUUCCUAAUGAGGACCCCGCCAUUGUAGCACUUAAGGGCGAAGAAGGCCUUACGGCAUACGUCAGUUGGAAUGGCGAUACUGAGACUAAAGUGUGGAGAUUUUACGCCUUAACUGACGAGUAUGGAUCCAAGGAGUUCCUAGGUGAAGCAGAAAGGAUAAGCUUUGAGACUUCACUUCAUAUUCAGAACGUGAACAUCGGUGCAAUCUCCGCAGAGGCGAUCGAUGGCAACGGCAAGUUGCUUAGGAGUACGGGGAUAACCUCAGUGGAGCAAGAAAUCAAACCUGAAGGGAAGCCAACACAAACCCCUAUUCUGAAGACAACAGCCGAGAAGACGCUUGUGAAACCUAAAAGCCAUUGGGAGGAAUAUGGCAUCUUGAAGUAUUUCCGGUUCCCUAUUAACGAACUCUAGGCCAAUAUCUGCCAAAGUAUUGCGGCGCGGACGACUCGCUUACAAAGCUACCUUGACGAUGUCAACUCCUUCAUACUUCUCGUCUUCCACUGAAAGAUUGAUCGGGGCUGGGGAUGUAUGAACUCAUAUCAUACUACGUAUUUAAGUGUGAUUGCACUCAUUUUAGUAUUGAUUGUAACUGACCUGAAUACACUCCUUAAACCAACUUUGUUACUCGCAGAAACAAAUGAAAACUUAUGAGAGGC
Annulohypoxylon truncatum is the source of this 2082-nucleotide messenger RNA. Its product is annotated as ASST-domain-containing protein. The coding region runs from base 179 to 1837 and encodes 552 amino acids. The transcript has 3 exons. Lineage: Eukaryota; Fungi; Ascomycota; Sordariomycetes; Xylariales; Hypoxylaceae. The record is from RefSeq and is a predicted model, not a curated record.